AUGGCGCUCGAGCGCGCUGCCUCCGUACAGAGACUGGCAUCCAUCACCGCCAUGAGCAGCUGGAUCUGCAACGCCAAGGAUGUGCCCGUCAUAAUCCCGCACUGCCUCGAUCUCAUGCGAGCCUUGUGCGGAGAUACCAAGCGUCUGAUCGAACUGCGCGACGAAAAGAUCCCGAGCCUGGAGACCAACAUCCAGGCGCUUAUUAACAUUGACUGGGCCGUCACAGCUGCGACUCUUGGUCUUGGGGAUAUUGACGGCAUCCUAGCAAAGUAUGAGACUCAGGUGUCUGAGAAGACCGCCACCGAUAUGCUCACACUCGCGUGGGACCCAGCAGAUGUCAAGAGCAUUGCCACGCAGAUGCCCAGUCUGCGUGAACACCAUGCCGCCAUAUUGAAGGAGAUAGAGACUCUGGUAGGAACUAAGACCAAAGCCCCUGCCAAGACAAUGCCGAAUAAGGCAGAGAGGCAGUUCGAAAACCUUGGCCUGCUCAAAUCACUGUUCGGCGAAAGCAAGAUACCUCUAGUGACAAGCACGACACCGUCGGAGAGGUCAUUGCGGCAGUCCACCUCUGGUGACCUGGCUACCGGACACGAUGCCCUCGGCUUUCCAGUCCAACGUCCAGUCUCAUCCCAGGAAACCAGAUUCGUGAAAUCGGCUGGCAUCCCCAAUGAAGCAGUUGUAGUGCGACCGUUCAACUACUUGCCUCCCAGCCCAGAGACAGUAUCAUCCAGAACUGAAUCGCCGGCUUCUUUUCAAGUGUACGAACUGCCAAAUUCGCCCUGUUUAUCACACCAAAAGCUCAUCACACCACCUCCGCAAAGUCAAAGGGCGUACACAGCGCCAGUUCCAGCCAACAGCGGCUUACAGGCUUUAUUUCAACCUCCAGUUCGCCUCGGCUCGAUGUCGCCAGGGGCAGUGAGCGGCCACGUCCAAGUGCAAGGUCCAUUUGCUCGCCCAUCCCUACAAAGCCAUCGGGGUUCCAGCCAUUUGUCAGAGCUUCCAGCUUCACCGAUUGUGACAAGGCUGCAAUCCCAGGACUCUAGGUUGAGCUUGCCAGACCGUUCUACCAGUUUAGAACCGGGUAUGGCUCAACCACGUAUGGGUGUUCAGUCAAUGCCUCCACCGCCUCGGCCGGAGAUGUCCCGAUUCCCGGUGUCCGGUCCAGCGGUGCAGCAGUUGCGUACCGAGACGCCGAGAAGCUCUUUCACCCUUCCUCGACGCGAAAGAGGCCGCGGGUUAUCGCAGCUGUUCGUGUAUCAGCCUCGUCCAGCAUCCAAGCAAUCAAGCCACGAUGGCGCAAUGGAUAGGGGAAGCAGCGAUACUAUCGUCUUCGAACUCGAAGGCAACCCGCCGACCUUCGCUCGACCAACGCAGGUGGAAGUGACACGACCGCCACCUGGAUCGCCUCCAGGAGCGCCUAAACAGUCGAUUGAUCUUACCGAAACUCAAAGAGACGCAAUAAGUGAGAGCCCGGCCUCUGAACCGGGCCUUGUCGUUCCAGAGCCUGGCAGUCGGAGAGACUUGUUUGAUAGCGAGGCAUGGCAGAGGAGGACGAAGGUGUUUCAGGUCGAGGAUCCUGAUGGGCACCUCAGGAGGCGGAAGAUUCCAGAGUGA
Messenger RNA from Anthostomella pinea, 1614 nucleotides. The record is from the annotation of a GenBank genome assembly. NCBI's taxonomy places the organism in Eukaryota, Fungi, Ascomycota, Sordariomycetes, Xylariales, Xylariaceae.